GUUACGCUUAGUGGGGAGUUGAGAUUUGGAAGUAAAAUAACAGAGAAAAGGGAUGAUAUCGGGUUUCACUUGUCUUCGGCCAUUGCACGCCGACUGUUGAGGUAAGACUGUUGCCAGUAGUGCUUGCGUGAGCCGAGCCAACGAGGUUGAUUAGGACGGCUGCCGAUCUGCGUCGCCAACAGAAUGAAGUCCAUCAAUGUUGGGGGUCGCUCGAAAUGUUCCACUUUCAAGCUAGGCGAAAGAAGAUUCGAAGGCUUUUACAAGGGACGAUCGACGACGCUAUGGCCGGCCGGCAACGCGCGAUGCUCCCGUAGUUGCCCCAGUCCGCCACGACCCCUUUUGACUCACGAGCGAGGUCCUCAAGGAUUGCCACGGCAGGCGAAUUUGAUCUCUACGACGUCGACUCUGGUAACCCCACCUACUGCAAGCGAAACGACUGGCGUGCUCAGACUAGACGGAGCAGCCCUUCGAAUCUCGCUCGGCUGCGAAGGUGUUCCCCGGCCCCGUCAAAGCUGGCCUGGAAGCCGUCGCUCUUGCGAGGGAAGAGGUCAAUCUCGACGCUACAGUGAUGAGAUCAUUUCUUUCGCGACGACGCGUGGAGGCUCGAGCACUGCUCUGCGCUUCACGAUGUAUUCUGCAUAGCAUUGCCUUGGUGACAGGGAAAGGAGCAAGCUCCGUUAUCGGUCUACACCGACAAAUAUACGUACAUUGUCUUUUUGCUCAAUAUCAGCCAGCCAGACUUUUUGGAGACUCCGAAUAUCCCAACGUCGUGUUCAACCAGUAACGUCAUCACCAACCGAAGCGACGGACGACCUCAUGGCUU
This is a messenger RNA of Tilletiaria anomala UBC 951, 823 nucleotides long. RefSeq lists its product as uncharacterized. NCBI's taxonomy places the organism in Eukaryota, Fungi, Basidiomycota, Exobasidiomycetes, Georgefischeriales, Tilletiariaceae. The record is from RefSeq and is a predicted model, not a curated record. The transcript has a single exon. The coding region runs from base 184 to 642 and encodes 152 amino acids.